Molecule: messenger RNA, 1533 nt
Organism: Kuraishia capsulata CBS 1993
Lineage: Eukaryota; Fungi; Ascomycota; Pichiomycetes; Pichiales; Pichiaceae
Exons: 1
Coding region: 1-1533 (510 amino acids)
Biological process (GO): transmembrane transport
Cellular component (GO): membrane
Molecular function (GO): transmembrane transporter activity
Source: RefSeq, a predicted model, not a curated record
AUGUCUGAAACCAAAGACUCCAAAACCGUCGAGGUCAUAGUCACCAACGAAGAAGUUGCCUCAGCAGAAUCACAGGAUGGUGGAUUCAAAGUGACCGAUCAACUCUACGAUAUGUUCCUGGCCUCCCAGGAGUAUCCCGUGGAACAGCUCGAAGAAGACUCCAAUAGAGUCAGGCGCAAACUGGACAUGUACCUCAUGCCUCUGUUGAUGUUCACCUAUUUGCUUUCGUUUUUGGACAAACAGACACUCAAUUAUUCCAAUGCUUAUGGUUUGCAAGAGCAGCUGCACAUGGUUGGUCAAGACUAUUCCUGGGCAGCCAGUGCUGCCAAUUUUGGCCAACUGAUUGCGGCAUGGCCAGUGAACAUGAUGUUGCAGAAGGUGCCUGUUGGAAAGACCUUGUCUGUGUUUGUAUUUUUCUGGGGAGUUGUUUGUCUUUGUACUGCUGCUAGUUCCUCUUUUGGUGGACUGAUGGCUGCUCGUGUGAUUCUGGGAAUGGUUGAAGCCAUCAUUGCUCCGGCGUGUAUGGCUUUGACAGCCAUGUUCUAUCAAAGAAAAGAGCAAUCGCUGAGAAUGUCACUUUGGCUGGGCUGUAACGGAAUUGCCACCAUGUUGGGUGGAGUUAUUUCAUGGGGUUGUGGCCAUGCGCAUUCUAGUUUGGACUCCUAUAAACUGAUUUAUAUGGUCGUGGGGUCUAUUACAUGUGCCUGGAGUUUCGUGAUCUUCUUCCUCCUUCCUGACACUCCAAGAAACGCCAAAAUGCUGACAGAAUACGAGCGCAUUGUUGCUGUCUAUCGUAUUGCGAAGAACAAGUCUGGAGCAAAAAACCUUCAGUACCAGAAAUACCAGAUCAAGGAAGCCUUCAUGGACCCGCUCGCUUACGCUAUCUGGUCUUUGCAAUUUUCUCUUGGUCUCUUGAACGGAGGGGUUGCCAAUUUCACCUCCACAUUGUUCAAAGCCUUCGGAUUCACAGGAAUGGCUUCCACCCGGCUUCAAGUCGUUGGAGGUGCUUUUGAGCUGGUCUCGUGCUUCUUCUUUGGGUUCCUAGCUGCUAACGUCAAGAACACGCUCAUGUUGUCCAUUUCACUGGCUGCUGUUCCUGGUAUCGCGGGAAUUGCAGGUAUCACGUCCAUUCCGAUGAAGCACAAAUACGCACUUGCUGCCUGCACUUGGUUCCAGAACACUUUUGGUGCCAGUAUCAUCCUCACAUGGUCCAUUCCUAGCGUCAACAUCACCGGUCACACCAAGAGAGGAACCGUUGUCGGGAUUGGUUUUGUGGUGUAUGCCGCUGGAAACAUCAUUUCUCCUCAUUUCUUCGACGCCAAAGAUGCUCCUAGAUUCAAGCCUGCGACUACGGGUUUAUUGGUGUGCUACUCCUGGUUGAUCUUGACUCCAUUGUGUUUGGCUGGUUUUCUGCACUAUAGAAACAAGAGUCGUGACAGAAAGGGAUACAUUGUUGCAGAUCGUGAAGAGAUCCUCGCGGGUUUCGCCGACCAGACGGAUUUCGAAAACAAGGGUUUCCGCUAUAUCUUCUAG